CACGUGAGCUUUGUACGAGUGGCCUGGGUUAAACUGAAUUUGAAAUGCGUGGACCUCAGUGCAGGGUAUAAAAACUAAACGGCUGCGGGGCAUGUCGUAAAGAAGAAGCUAACGAACAAACUUCGAAGGAACUGGUGAAGAUAUUUUCCCAAUUUGCUUCAUUCGCCGUAGAAAGACGCAAAUAGCCCUGAUCCCACUGUCGUAGGCACUACAAAGUCAGGGAAUUAAAUCUGAAAUAGAGGGCUGUUUCCGUAACCCACUGCAACGCUGCAACUUCUCUCAUAUAUCUUGCUCUGCUCUGCUGUUGAGAGACAGAUAAACGAAGAAGCAGAAAAUGAGAGAGUGCGAGCUGUGUGGACUGAGAGCUCGGAUUCACUGCGAGGCGGACCAGGCGAAGUUAUGCUGGGACUGCGAUGAGAAAGUUCACGGAGCCAAUUUUCUGGUGGCGAAGCACCCGAGGAACCUCCUCUGCCAUGGAUGCCAGUCGCCGACUCCAUGGAUGGGCUCGGGACCCAAGCUCACGCCGACCGUCUCGGUCUGCGAGAUUUGUGUCGAAAGGCGUGGAAUUAAGUUUCAGCGGCACGAGGAUCAAGAAAGCGAAGCAGAGAACGAAGACGAUGUUGAUCUUGAUGACGAGGAUGAUGAUGAUGAUGGUGGUCAUGAUGGUGAAGAUGUUGAUGAUGAUGCUGAUGAUGAUGAGGAGGAUGAAAAUCAGGUGGUUCCGUGGUCUAGUUCGCAUCCGGCGGCGGCAGAGCCUCCGCCUGCGGUGAGUUGUUCGAGUAGUGAAGAAGAAGAAGAAGAGGAGGAGGAAUUUUUGGUGGUGUCGAAGCGAAUGCGAGAGAAUGCGGAUCCAGAUUCUGAUUUGGGAUGUGACGAAACGUCGUCGUUGGCUUCGCUGAGGCUGUUGAAGCGAGCGAGACUGGGCGAAGAGAACCGUUUACUGAGUGAGAGAUCAAGUGAAGCGGAGUUAAGAUCAACGGCGAUCGUGAGCUCAAUUGAGAGUCUUCAAAAUCAAACGGACGUGAUCAGCGACGGUGAUGAUCCUGCGUCCGCCGCGGUCCUCGGGAUUUGCGAACCCAGAAGAGAUGGUCAGAGCCGUUGAUAUUAAUUCAUUUUAAAUUCCUAACCACACAAUACAUAGUGCUAGUUGUUGGAUUGAAUGUUGAUAUUGUCCAUAAUAACCAUAUGAAAUUAAUAUUUGACCCCUUCAUUUUCCAAUUAAUGUAAGAUUAAGAUUCGCUCCAAUUUAAUUAAUGUUGACAUUUUGGUGUGUAUUUGCAAAAUUAAGUCUCAACCUCAGAAAUAAAAUAAAUUUA
Messenger RNA from Prunus mume (Japanese apricot), 1316 nucleotides. RefSeq lists its product as uncharacterized. Gene Ontology annotation, molecular function: zinc ion binding. Lineage: Eukaryota; Viridiplantae; Streptophyta; Magnoliopsida; Rosales; Rosaceae. The record is from RefSeq and is a predicted model, not a curated record.